Molecule: messenger RNA, 1293 nt
Organism: Patiria miniata (bat star)
Lineage: Eukaryota; Metazoa; Echinodermata; Asteroidea; Valvatida; Asterinidae
Gene: hsd17b7
Product: 3-keto-steroid reductase/17-beta-hydroxysteroid dehydrogenase 7-like
Exons: 9
Coding region: 97-1140 (347 amino acids)
Biological process (GO): cholesterol biosynthetic process
Cellular component (GO): endoplasmic reticulum membrane
Molecular function (GO): 3-beta-hydroxysteroid 3-dehydrogenase (NADP+) activity
Source: RefSeq, a predicted model, not a curated record
UGGAUUGAUCAACGCAACGAACCGCACGCCGCCCACACACGUACACACGGACGUGCGGCGAAGGAAAGGGAUUUUUUUGUUGCAGUUUCAACUUUCAUGUCGAUAUCAUUUGGAGCAAAAAUGGCUGAGAAGGAAGAAAAAGUCGUGAUUAUCACUGGUGCAAAUUCUGGCAUUGGCCUGAGUUUUGCUGACCGGCUAUUGACUAUCGACCCCACGGUGGUCCUGUGCCUAGCCUGUCGUAACCCUAGCAGGGCAGAUACUGCUAAAAAGACAUUACUGGCGACUCAUCCAACGGCUAGGAUAGACCUGGUACGACUAGACACCAGCGACAUCAAGGGGAUAUUUGAAACUGCCAAAAAUAUCAAAAGAAAAUAUUCCAGGAUAGAUUUCCUGUACCUGAAUGCUGGCAUAAUGCCAGUCACCCAUCUGAACUGGAAGCACAUGUUUAAAUCAAUCCUCACUCCUCUGCAGUUGAUUGACAUGUUGACGACAGGCGAAGGUCUCCUCAAUCUCCAGGACGACACAACCAAAGACGGACUCAAAUCCAUUUUCUGCACAAACCUCUUUGGUCAUUUUGUCCUGAUACAAGAGUUGGAGGACCUCUUAUGCCAGUCACAAAGUCGUAUCAUAUGGACGUCAUCUAGCAAUGCUGACAAGAUGCAUUUUAGCCUCCAAGAUAUACAGCAUAAACAUGGCACUCAGGGAUAUAGUUCAUCAAAAUACGCCAUGGACAUUCUGAACAUUGCACUGAAUGAGAAGUACAACAACCGGGGGGUCUUCAGUCACCUGAUCUCACCGGGCGUCGUGGCAACCAACAUCACCAGCACAUUCUUCCCAUCCUGGAUGUGGUCGGUCUUGUACCCUGUGUUCCUGCUGGUUCGAGUUUUUGCUCCAAGGUUUGUGAUUGAGCCCAGUAUAGGAGCCGAAUCUAUGGUGUGGGUGUAUGGGGAAGACAGAAUCAGUGUCCGAUCUGAUCGGAAAUACACCAGCUACAGCUCUGCCAUUGGCAACAGUUACAUCGUACCGGAAGAGAUUGAAUAUGAACCCAAAGAACCAAUGAUGCUGUACAACCAGUUGGACAAGCUGCACAAGAUGUUUCAGGACAAGUAUAAUACAAGCAGCAACACUGGCGAACAAUGAGGGCGUAUCAGCUCUCAAAACAGCUUUGUGGAUAUUCUUGGUGCUCAGUGUUCUACCUCGUAGAGGGCACUAUUUACUCCUACUGUAAAAGCGACAACUUGAUGAUUGUCCCUGGCAGAUAUAAAGGCAAUACACAACAUUUGCAAACAUCAA